AUCUACUCCAAAUUCUAGUCUCUAGUCUCAUGGCAGCUUCCUUUCAUAAUCCUCUCCCUCAGCCCCUAAACCCAAUCUAAAUAUGGGGAAAAUCUCCGUAUCUAUUUCGUGAAACCAGGGAUUUCAAGUAUUAUAGAGCGGUAGUGAAUCAAAUUGCUGGAAGAGGAGGAAAUUGAAGGGUAAUGGGGAACAAGAUAGCGCGGACGACGCAGGCGUCGGCGACGGAGUACUAUCUGCACGAUUUACCGUCUUCAUACAACUUGGUGCUAAAGGAAGUGCUGGGAAGGGACCGUUUUCUCAAAUCCAUACUCUGCAAGCACGACGAGGGUUUGGUGCUGGUCAAGGUGUACUUCAAGCGCGGGGACUCCAUUGAUUUGCGCGACUACGACCGCCGGCUCGCCCGUAUUCGGGACAUUUUCUCCAAACUCGAUCACCCCCACGUCUGGCCAUUCCAGUUUUGGCUUGAAACAGAUAAAGCUGCUUAUUUAUUGAGGCAAUACUUCUUUAAUAAUCUGCAUGAUCGAUUGAGUACUCGACCUUUCCUUAGCCUUGUCGAGAAGAAAUGGCUGGCUUUUCAGUUGCUUUAUGCUGUGAAACAGAGCCAUGAGCAUGGAGUAUGUCAUGGUGAUAUUAAAUGUGAGAAUGUGCUGGUCACUUCCUGGAACUGGCUCUACCUUGUUGACUUUGCAUCAUUUAAGCCCACUUAUAUCCCGUAUGAUGAUCCCUCUGAUUUUUCAUUCUUCUUUGAUACUGGUGGACGAAGACGCUGUUAUGUUGCCCCCGAGAGGUUUUAUGAGCAUGGAGGUGAAAUGCAAGUGGCACAAGAUGCACUUCUGAAGCCCUCUAUGGACAUCUUCUCUGUAGGGUGUGUGAUUGCUGAGCUUUUUCUUGAAGGUCAGCCAUUGUUUGAACUCUCUCAACUGCUUGCGUAUCGAAGAGGACAAUAUGAUCCUACACAGCACCUGGAAAAGAUUCCAGAUUCAGGAAUCCGUAAGAUGAUUCUUCAUAUGAUUCAACUGGAUCCAGAGUCAAGAUGCUCUGCUGACAGCUACCUGCAGAACUAUGCAGGUGUUGUGUUUCCCAGUUACUUCUCACCAUUUCUUCACAAGUUCUAUUCAUUGUUAAAUCCUCUGAGUUCUGAUGCAAGGGUUCUAGCAUGUGAGACCUCAUUCCAAGAAAUACUUAGGCAAAUGAUGGGGAAUAAGGCUAGUGAGGAGAUGAUCUCUGAGACGGAAACUUCUUCUGAUGAUAGAAGUCAAUUUCCACAAAAAAUGGGUGCAAAGCAAGGUUCCAAUAUGGGAGAUAAAUCUUUGAGUGAGAAAAAAGAGACCAAGAAGAACUCUCAUGAUCGGUUCGAUCUUCUUGGUAACGUCAGCAUCCUGCUCAAGGAUGUGCAGCAAAACAAUGAGCAUUUUGGUAUGAAAACUGUGCCAGAUAGUGUGGUCAAGACUGUCUAUCCCCAAAACCAGAAGCAAUGUGGUUUGCAAUCUCCUGGUGAGCUGAUUCAAAGCAUCUCCACCAUAUUCCAGCGAAGUCACCAUCCUUUCUUAAAAAAGAUCACAAUGAAUGAUUUGAGCUCUUUGAUAUCGGAUUACAAUAAUCAAUCAGACACUUUUGGAAUGCCUUUUUUACCAGUACCUCAGGAUAUAUUGAGCUGUGAGGGAAUGGUUUUGAUUGCCUCACUUCUUUGUUCCUGCAUUCGUAAUGUCAAGGUCCCUUUUAUAAGGAGGGCUGCUGUCCUUCUGCUGAAAUCUUGCUCUUUGUAUAUUGAUGAUGAGGCUCGACUGCAGCGCAUCCUUCCUUAUGUCAUAGCUGUUCUUUCAGAUCCGGCUGCCAUUGUCCGUUGUGCCGCGUUAGAGACUUUGUGUGACAUUCUUCCUUUAGUCAGAGAUUUUCCUCCCAGUGAUGCCAAAAUUUUUCCAGAGUAUAUUCUUCCAAUGCUUUCCAUGCUUCCUGAUGAUUCUGAGGAAAGUGUGAGGAUUUGCUAUGCUAGCAAUAUAUCUAAACUGGCGCUGACUGCAUAUGGAUUCUUAAUUCACUCAAUAAGCUUGACUGAGGCAGGGGUUCUAAAUGAGACUAAUGUAUCCCGGAAGUCAACACCAGCCACAGAGACUUCUGGGGAGCUGCAUAGGUUGAAUAGUGACGCACAGCUUGCACAGUUGAGAAAAUCUAUUGCCGAGGUCAUUCAAGAACUUGUGAUGGGUCCAAAGCAAACACCCAACAUAAGGAGAGCACUCCUACAGGAUAUUGGCAAUCUUUGUUGGUUUUUUGGACAGAAGCAGAGCAAUGACUUCUUGCUACCUAUCCUACCUGCUUUUCUAAAUGAUCGUGAUGAGCAGCUCAGGGCUGUAUUUUAUGGGCAAAUAAUAUAUGUCUGUUUUUUUGUGGGCCAGCGAAGUGUUGAAGAAUAUCUUUUGCCUUACAUUGAGCAGGCACUAAAUGAUAUUACUGAGUCUGUCAUUGUCAAUGCUUUAGAUUGCUUGGCCAUCCUGUGCAGAAGUGGUUUCCUGCGGAAGAGGAUACUGCUUGAGAUGAUAGAGCGUGCUUUUCAUUUGCUAUGCUAUCCCAGUAAGUGGGUAAGGAGGUCAGCCGUCACAUUUAUUGCAGCCAGUAGCGAGAACUUAGGUGCAGUAGAUUCUUAUGUAUUUCUGGUCCCUAUUAUACGACCCUUCUUGCGUAGGCAACCAGCUUCAUUAGCCUCAGAAAAAGCUCUUCUUGCGUGUCUCAAGCCACCAGUCUCAAGAGAACUAUAUCACCAAGUUUUAGAAAAUGCCAAAAGUUCAGACAUGCUGGAGAGACAGAGAAAGAUUUGGUACAAUACAUCAUCACAGUCUAAACAAAAUGAAGCUGUGGACUUACUUCAGAAAACUGCCAGGGAGUUGGAUCCAAUUAAGUGUUGGCCUGACAGACUAACUGAUAUUCAACGUCAUAGCUUUACCACUACCACAGAGGAACACGUGGAUUCAGCUAAUUCUGAUGAUAGUGAGGGCAAGUUCAAAGCUUUUGGACACUUAACGCAAAAUACAUUGAGUCAAGAGGAAGCCCAUGAUCGUAUUGCAGCAGAAAAGUCUCAACUUUCUGGAUUCAUGUCGCCUCAAAUGAGUUGCAUGAAUAGCUUCAUUGAUAAAACUUCAGAAAGCAUACCUUUGUACUACUUUAAAGUUGACAGCAGGCGAACAUCAGGCGCUGCAGCUGCUUCUGAUUCUUCCUUACCUUAUAAUUCCUUAGGUUUCAGUACUUCCUCAUUGCCUUGGAUGGAUCCAAUAAAUAAAUCAUUUAGUUUAGCCAGUUCAAUAUCAGCUCCUAAGCUUGUCCCAGGACCAGUUUAUGUUGGUAAUGGGCCAACGCAAUUGAGGAGAGUUGUGCAUGAACUGGAAGACCGAGAAACUGAUGAAACAGCAUAUAUCAGUAAUAAAUUUCAUGAAGUGGGACUAUCUGAUGGAAGAAGUGGGAGUUCUCCGAUGGAUGAUAACUCCAUGUCGCCGGAGGCAACUGAAUUGUCGUCACUAGCAUGGUCAUCAACCAUUCCUGAUUCAGGGUGGAGGCCGCGUGGGGUCUUGGUAGCUCACCUCCAGGAGCAUAGAUCUGGUGUCAAUGAUAUUUCCAUCUCAAUGGAUCAGCAGUUUUUCGUUAGUGCUUCUGAAGAUUCUACUGUAAAGAUAUGGGAUUGCAAGAAGCUGGAGAAGGACAUCUCAUUUCGUUCUAGGCUAACCUAUUCCCUGGGUGGAAGUCGAGCACUGUGUGUUGCGGUGCUUCAAGGUUCUACUCAAAUAGUUGUUGGGGCAAGUGAUGGGAUGAUUCAUAUGUUUUCUGUUGAUCACAUCUCCAGAGGGCUUGGCAAUGUUGUUGAAAAUUAUUCAGGUAUUGCUGAUGUGAAAAAGAAUGGUUCUGGAGAAGGUGCUAUCCUAAGCCUUUUGAACUACUCUGCUGACGGUAGUACUAGCAAAAUGGUACUAUACAGCACACAAAAUUGUGGGAUCCAUCUGUGGGAUACAAGAACAAGUUCAAAUGGUUGGAAUACAAGAGUUUUUCCUGAGGAGGGCUAUAUAUCUGCUCUCGUGGCAGACCCUUGUGGUAAUUGGUUUGUAUCUGGAUCGUCAAGGGGCGUGCUUACAUUGUGGGAUCUCAGAUUCUGCAUACCUGUCAACUCAUGGCAAUAUUCUCUUUCAUGCCCCAUUGAAAAAAUGUGCCUUUUUGUUCCGCCUUCUGGUACUCCGUUAUCUGUUGCCACAAGGCCACUAGUUUAUGUUGCAGCUGGGUGUAAUGAAGUUUCUCUCUGGAAUGCAGAAAAUGGAAGUUGCCACCAGGUAUUGAGGGCCGCAAACCAUGAGUCUGAUGCUGAGACUUGUGAAUCACCUUGGGCAUUGGCCAGACCAUCUAGUAAAAGUAACACUAAAUCAGACCUAAGGCGAAGUAUAAAUGCGAAGUACAGGAUCAACGAACUGAAUCAACCUUCCAUGCGUCUUCCUGGUAUCCGUGCAUUGCUUCCAUUACCUGGUGGAGAUCUGUUAACUGGUGGGACUGACUUGAAAAUCCGCCGCUGGGAUCAUUGCAGCCCUGACCGGAGCUAUUCCGUAUGUGGACCAUCUAUUAAAGGAGUUGGAAAUGAUGAUUUCUAUGAGACAAAAUCUAGUUUUGGAGUGCAAGUCGUGCAGGAAACAAAAAGACGACCUCUGGCAACCAGAUUGACUGGAAAAACUAUCCUUGCUGCUGCUGCCACAGAUUCUGCAGGUUGUCACCAUGAUUCCAUACUGUCUCUGGCUUCUGUCAAAUUGAACCAGAGACUUCUGAUAUCAAGCAGUAGAGAUGGUGCCAUAAAGGUUUGGAAGUAAGGCACCAUCUAAACUACUAAAGUCUUGUGCAUAUUUAUGCAGAAAUAUAAGUUAGAAAAUGUACAUAACGUUAUAGAAAAGACUGUUGGACUUGUCCAAAUUCCUUCUGACCCAUUUGCACCUCUUAUUGUAGUUUAUUGUUAUAACAAUAACUUACUCUCAUGUGUGAGAAAAAUUCUUUAGAUGAUGAAAUGUAGUUGCUAACUUGACACUUA
Sesamum indicum (sesame) is the source of this 5047-nucleotide messenger RNA. RefSeq names its product protein kinase family protein / WD-40 repeat family protein (gene VPS15). Gene Ontology annotation, biological process: autophagy of peroxisome; late endosome to vacuole transport; protein phosphorylation. Gene Ontology annotation, molecular function: protein serine/threonine kinase activity; protein binding; ATP binding. Gene Ontology annotation, cellular component: nucleus-vacuole junction; late endosome; phosphatidylinositol 3-kinase complex, class III, type II. The record is from RefSeq and is a predicted model, not a curated record. NCBI's taxonomy places the organism in Eukaryota, Viridiplantae, Streptophyta, Magnoliopsida, Lamiales, Pedaliaceae.